AUGGCCUCUGUUGUGGUGGUAUCCGCGUCCUACGACAAGCAGAUACGGCUCUGGGACGCCACCUCGGGUCGCACCGUGAAGAGCUUUAUCUUCCAGGACUCGCAGAUCAACAGCCUCUUUCUGCUGCCUGACACGGGCUAUCUGGCAGUGGCAGGCUUUGGGGCUCUGCGCCUAUAUGACCUCAGCACUUUCCUGCACAGUGGCGGGGGCGCGGGAACGGGCAGUGGUGCAGGCACCGGCUGCAGCAAUAGCAGCAGCAGCACGAACCAGGCACCGCCGGUCUACUCCUCGUUCGAGAGCCAGAGCUCGAUGAACUUCACGAGUCUAGCGGCAGUACCGCUAGCGCACAACUACAACAAAGAUGAGCAGAGCAGCACCAUAUCCGGCUCGUCGCGUCAGCUGACGGACUCCGCAACGUCGACGAUACUAAACGAUCAGCUGCUCAGCACCGUCGCCAUGGUGGACACAGCUGCGCUUCUGGGCAGCACGCCGUGUCGCGAGGCCGCCUUCCUCCUUAUCGCAACGAGCGAAGACGGGCACAUCCGCUUCUUCGACACCCAAUCCGCCGUAACACUGCGGAUGUUGAAGGACAUUGCAACGGGAGCCGCCAUCACCUGCAGUGCUGUGUCCCCAGACCGUCGCUAUCUGCUGACAGGUAACCAAAUGGGCCAGGUGUCCAUGUGGCACCUCCCCUCCAUCGUCGCCAGUGUCGCGUUGGAGAUGAAGGGCCUCGCGCACCACAAAACAGCCGCGGCAAGCAAAUUCUCAGAUUGCAGUCCAAUCACCGCGCUGGACGAAGCAGACACCAAGGCCGGGGAGGCGAAAACCGCUAAGGCUGCAGCGGUGGCCGCCGCAGAGGAAGAGCGCGCAAAGGCUUUUGGUCGCGCGCCGCUGCAGGACAUCAACUUCGCCAAUGACUACAGCGCAAUCCGCAGCAUCGCGAUAGAGCCCCUUGGCAGGUGGGCAGCCGUGGCGGCCAACGCAGGCAAGGUGCACCUCAUCCGACUCGCCCGCGACGCCUCGGUGCGCGGGAGCAAGGCAACCACCGCCUCUAGCCGAAGCGCGACGCAGCCUCUGAUCAUCGGCGUUGCCACCAGCAACGACCCGCCGGUCACCCUGCCAGGGCAGCAGGACCCGAACGCCAUGAGCCUCUCCGGCUCUGUGCAGCCAUCGCCCUAUAAGAGCCCCGGGAAAAUAUCGGCUUCCGAGAGCACCUCUGCUGUGCCGCCGCUGCAUCUGACACUGACGGGGAGUGUCAGCUCCUACGGCGAGGGCGGAGCGGCCAAUAACAGCUACCACGGCCCACGUGAAACCAUCUACCGCUCGGCUUUGGUGGUAAACGAACUCAGCUCAAACGCGCAACGCGCCUCGGAUGUGAGUGGGGAUGGCAUCGGCGGUGAGCUGGCGCACACGCGCAGCACCCCCAGAGGCGCCGCCUCGCACCUGAACAGCAUGGGCGCCGUUCUCCUGGACCACGUCGAGCAGCAGCAAAAUUCGAACAGAAGUCGCAGCAACUGCCCCGAUGGACAUGCCUCCGCCGCGCAAGACGCGCAACACGAGCAGCUGGCGCAGCCAUCGGCCGCGACGAAGCUCGCCGAGCAGCUCGAGAUGGAGGUGUUCGACACGAUUCAGGCGCAUUACAAGUACAUCCUGCGCGUGCUCAUUUCACCCAACGCGGAGCUUCUUGUGACGUGCAGUGCCGACUACUCGGUCGGUCGGUUCUUGGUGCCGGCCGCCCUGCGGAUCCCGUCUUCAGCGGCGUCCGCCGGCACAGACACAAACGCCGGCUCGAAGUCUUCUGCACUGGCAGCAGCGAACGCACCUUUGCAGCCUGCCUCCACGCGCCUGAGUGGCACUCGAAACGGCGACGAGGGCGCGGGGGAGAGCAAAAACGUCGACGAGGCCGAAGUGCGCAGCGACGCACCUAUGCCGUGUUUUACGUCCACGCAGGCGCUGGCGCCGACCACGGGGUCUCGCACUGGUAGCGGCGGCGAUUCGGAGGUGCGAGUGCAGCAGCAUCAGCAGGGCGGCACGACGGACUCGAAGACGGACAGCAGCUCUCCGGAAGAAACCAAGACGGCCGCUGCUGCCGCCGGCGAUACCAACAACACCGCCGCUCCCGACACGGCUGCCUCUGGCCCUCUUAUCCACUCCUUCGACGACAUCGCCAGCCGCGGCCUAGGUGACGGCAUAAGCGACGAGUCACCGCAACCACGCAUGGAGUUCCAGCCCCUCAAGCCGCUCACCGGGCACAACCGCUGGGUCUGGGACGGCGUCUUCAGCGACUGCAGCGAUUUCCUUUUCACGGCGAGCAGCGACAACACCCUGCGCAUGUGGAACGGGCUCAUGACGGAGCGCCCGCAGUCUGUCAGCUUUGUUGGGCACACCAAGCCCGUCGUGGCGGUGCUGCUGUGCUACGACAAGCGGCGCUUGAGUAUUGGAUAG
Leishmania major strain Friedlin is the source of this 2445-nucleotide messenger RNA. RefSeq lists its product as hypothetical. The record is from RefSeq and is a predicted model, not a curated record. Gene Ontology annotation, molecular function: protein binding. The coding region runs from base 1 to 2445 and encodes 814 amino acids. Gene Ontology annotation, cellular component: TORC1 complex; TORC2 complex. Lineage: Eukaryota; Euglenozoa; Kinetoplastea; Trypanosomatida; Trypanosomatidae. The transcript has a single exon. Gene Ontology annotation, biological process: TOR signaling; regulation of actin cytoskeleton organization.